Insectozyma verbasci is the source of this 5375-nucleotide messenger RNA. Lineage: Eukaryota; Fungi; Ascomycota; Pichiomycetes; Serinales; Debaryomycetaceae. The record is from the annotation of a GenBank genome assembly.
AUGAAAGAAUCAAAUGUGUUGGAAAUACCCAAGGAGAAAAGGGUGGGGUUGAAAGUGAGAAAUUUAUCAGUAUCUAUAAAAUCCCAGCGAAAACAAGAUUUGGAAGAUGAUGGUAGACAUAAAAUACUAAAUGAUAUCAGUUUUUAUUUACCACAAGGUCAACUAAUGGCUAUAAUGGGCGGUUCAGGUAGUGGGAAAACAACAUUGCUAAAUACUUUAUCUCAGCGAACAAAUGUAAAGAAUAAGAAAUUGGAAUUUGAAGGUAAAAUUGAAUUUGAAACUAAUUUACAACAUGUGAGACAUUCUUAUUUAUUACAAACUGAUUUGUUUUUACCUGGGUUAACAUUAUUAGAGACAUUAUCAACUCAAGCUGAUUUAAGACUACCCAAUGUUUCAAAAGAGGAAAAGUUAGAGUUGAUAUAUUACAUUUUAGAAGUUUUAGAAUUAUUACAUUUAAAAGAUAAACAAGUCACAUCAUUCACUCAUCAAACAACAUUAUCUGGAGGUGAACAAAGACGAGUUUCAUUAGCUAUACAAUUAUUAGCAAAACCAUCAAUUUUAUUCCUUGAUGAACCAACUACUGGUUUAGAUGCAUCAACUUCAUUAAAAUUAGUCCAUGUGCUAAAGAAAUUAACAUCUCCACAAUAUGGUAUAACUAUAAUAGUUUCAAUUCAUCAGCCAAGGCCAGAAGUUGUGGAAUUAUUUGAUAAAAUUUGUUUACUUACGCGAGGCGGUAGAUUAGUUUAUUAUGGAAGUUUAACUAAAGCUUAUGAACAUUUCAAUGAUAUUGAUUUUUUAGAAAGAAAACCAAAAAAUCAAAAUAUUAUAGAUUAUAUAAUGGAUUUAUCAGUUAAAGAUACAACUUCAAUAGAAAAUGAACAAAUUACAAUAAUGAGAAUUAACAAGUUAGUGGAAGAAUGGAAGACUAGAAACCCUACAGAUGAAAUCAAAAUUGAUAAAAAAAAUUGUUAUAAACAAUUUAAUCAAAAUUUAAAACUAUUUGCUCGUUCAAAAGAUGAUAAAAUUUCAUUUUUAACUGAAUUGAAAAUAUUAACUAAACGUGUGUUUAUACUAAGCUAUCGAGAUUACAAAAGUUUAUCAGUAUUAUUAUUAAUGUCUAUAUUUGUUGCUUGUUCAAUCGGUUGGAUGUUUUAUAGACCAAAGCAUGAUUUAGCUGGUAUAAGAUCAUUAAUAUCAUUAUUAUAUGUAAUUAUGGAAGUUGUUGGAUUUGUUCCAAUGUAUUUUGAAACUGAAAGAUUAUGGGAAACUGAUGGUGUAUUCUUUUAUCGUGAAUAUUGUGAAAAUAUCUCAUCAAUUACGGGAUUUAUACUAUCUAGAAGAAUUGGAAAGUUCUUAAUUGAAGAUAUACCAAUCACGGUAAUUUAUUCAUUAAUUACAUAUUUCAUGUGGGGUUUAACUGAUUCAAAUUUUGGCCCAUAUUUUGUAAUCAUAUUACUUUUAGAAUUAUGUUUAAUGUCAUCUUCAUUACUUUUAUUCACAAUGUCUCCAAGUUUUGCAAUAUCUUCAUUAUUAGUUAAUUUAUUUUAUCAUUUACAAAAUUGUGCUUGUGGAUAUUUUGUAAAUGCAAGAACAAUGCCUGCUUACGUUAGAUGGGUUAAAUAUUUAGCAUACUUUUGGUAUGCUUUUGGUGCAUUACUUGCAAAUCAAUUUACAAAUUGGUAUGGUGAUUGUCCUUAUGAUAGAUCAGAUACAAGAUGUAAUGAAUUUGAAGGAAAUUAUCAAAUUAAAUUACUAGGAUUUCCUCCAAACUGGGUAGGUCCACCAAUUGGUUAUUUAAUUGCUUGGGUCAUUGGGUUUAAUAUAAUGAGUGGUGUUGCGAUCUAUUUGAAAAAUUUCGACAUUGGAAUGGCACAGACUAAAAGGAAUAAAUUUAGUAAACAUGAUGAGAAAGAAAUUGUAUUAUCUAAUAAAUAUGAAGAAGUUAAAGAUACUGAGGAUAUAAAUAUUAGUGUUGAAAAUAUUCACUUGUCAGCAAAUACUAAAACAUUAGUCAAGAAAGGAGAGGAUAAGGUAUUAUUGGAUAAUGUGUCAGCUACAUUUUUAUCAAAUAGUGUUAAUGUCAUUAUGGGUCCUUCAGGGUCAGGUAAAACUACAUUAUUAAAUUAUUUAUCAAAUAGAUUAUCAAAAUUAAGUAAGUAUUCUCACUCAGGUGCAAUUAAAAUUAAUAAUGUUCAACAAGUAACUAAUAAACAGUUGAGUAAAAUCUCAGCAUAUGUUACACAAUAUGAUAAUUCAUUAAUUGACAAUUUAACAGUUAGAGAAACUUUAUAUUAUCAAGCAAAAUUGAGAUUACCAUUAGAUGAACAUUACAAUAUCCCACAUAUAAUAAAUAAUUUAAUCAGGCAAACUGGAUUAGUAGAUUGUGCAGAUACUUUAAUUGGAUCAGAAUUUGUUAAAGGUAUAUCAGGAGGUGAAAAACGAAGAGUAUCAAUUGCAAUUCAAUUAUUAUCUAAACCAAAAAUUUUAUUUCUUGAUGAACCUACAUCUGGAUUAGAUUCUUCAACAGCAGCAACUAUACUUGAAUUACUAUCGGAUUUAUCAAGAGAAGAUUCAACAACUAUAAUAUUAACAAUUCAUCAACCAAAUGAAGAAAUGUUUAAAAGAUUUGGUAAUUUAUUAUUAUUAAGUAGAGGUGGUAAAGUCAUUUAUGAUGGUGAUUCAAAUGGAAUAAUAAACUAUUUAGAUAAAUUGGGUUAUCAAAACAAUUCUGAAAAUAUUGCAGAUUAUAUAUUAGAUUUACUUUCACAAAAAUUAGAUGAAGUUGAAUUGGAAUCACAAAGUAGGAUUACUUCAUUAAUUGAUAAUUGGAAAGAAUUUGAAAAAUUACCAUUGUCUACAUCUGAUGAAUAUAUCAACCUUCCAAAAUACUAUUAUAAACAAUUACCUUCAUACGUUACAUUCCCCACAAUUUUCAAAAGACAAUUAUUAACAGCUUAUAGAAGUAAAUAUACUGUAAUUUCACGUUGUGGACAGACUAUAUUCCUUUCAAUUAUUCAUACAUUAUUUUUUGCACCAUUACCAAAUUCACAAGAUGGUAUAUCUAAUAGAUUAGGUUUAGUUCAAGAUGUUUUGAAUUUAUAUUAUGUGGGAUUAGUUAAUAAUUUAACAUUAUAUCCAUUUGAAAAAGAUUUAUUUUAUCAAGAAUAUAAAGAUGGAAUUUAUGGAGUUUUUGAAUUUAGUUUAUCAUAUUUAAUUAAUGAAUUACCAACUGAAAUUAUACCAUGUUUCUUCUUUUCAGCAUUGAUUGUAUUUGUAUGUGGAUUACCAAGAAAUGCAACAAUGUAUUUUUCAAUGUUUGCAUCUGCUUUUGCAUGUUUAAAUUGUGGUGAAUCAUUAGGUAUAUUUAUAAAUAGUUGUUUUAAUCAUUUAGGAGUAGCUACAAAUAUUUUAUCAACUUUGAUUAUAUUGGCAAUUUUUCAAGCUGGUACAAUGUCAUUGCAUAUGCCACAUUUUUUCAAAGCUAUAAAUUAUAUAAAUCCAAUGAAAUAUGCAGUCGCAAUAUGUGCAAAUUUAGGAUUUGAAAAUCAGGUGUUUAGUUGUGAUGAAGGUGCAGAAAAUUGUUUAUUAGGAACAGGACAAGAUGUUUUAGAAUAUUAUGGAAUGAAAGCAAAUGUAAGUUUAAUGAUUGGAGGAUUAUUUAUAUGUUUAGUAGCUUAUAGAGUAGUUGCAAUUAUACUGUUAUAUAUUAGAGUUAAAUGGUUUAUAUAAAUACACGCCACUACAAAUUACAAAUUAUUACCUAAUUCGGAUGCGUAGGUUUGAUAACAAAAAAAAUAAUCUAAAUUUAAUCUAAAUUUAAUCUAAAUUUAAAAUAAGGGAUAAAUAAAAUCAACAACUGAUUACCAACGAAGAAAACAAAUUAAUAUAUCAAUUUUAGUUGGGAAUACAUCGGGCUUAUAAUUAUGACUUAUUCAUAUACUAUUAAAUGGUAUGUCUUUACAAAUAAUCAAUCUUUGUUCUUCUCGGAGUUUGAUUGCUUAUGUUAUCGCUACCACAAUUGGAUACUAACAAGUUGAAUCAGGCCAUCAAAUAAUGAAGGUAUAAACUCAAUACAAAUCACAGGUGAUUUUGAUAGCUGGUCACAAUCGUUGCCUAAAAUUACAUCACCACCAUUUAAUCAAAAAAUUUCGAUCGAUUCAAAAAAGGAUAUAAUUUUUAAAUUUAUUAUAAAUGAUGGUAAUUGGUCAACUAAUGAUUCUUUUGCGGUGGUAACUGAUGAGAAUGGAAAUGCAAAUAAUAUAAUUUAUGCUAAUGAAUUGGUUGAAGAAAAGGAUGAAAAGGAAAAUGACCGCGUGGAUUCAAAAAAUGAAGCUAUUCAUGAUCAUGAAGAAGAAGAAGAAGGUGCUUCUGUAUUAUUACCUACUUCAGAUGGUGCUUCUAAAAGAGAAGGUGUUAAACAUAUUAACUCUACUGGUGAACCAAUGGGACUCAGUGAUAGUGCAAAAGCUGAAUAUGAAGAUACAGAUCUAUUAUUACCUUCUUCUUCUGGUGUUGGAACUAUAGAAACCCACAAAGAAACUCCAAAGGAAACAGAAUUGAAGAAAGGUGUAGCUGAAGAAUCUGAGUUAGAAAAUCACGUAAUUAAAGAUGAAGAAGUUUUAUCGAAGCCAGCACCAGAAGCAAUUGCAACAGAUAAAGGAGAAGAAGCUUCUAAAAAUACAACUGGUGCAAAUGAAGAAGUUACUAAAGAGCAGAAUGCAACUAAAAAUGUUGAAGAAGUUUUGAAGUCAAAACCAGAAGAAGUUUCGAAACCAAAAGGUGCAGGUGAAGAAAUUCAUAAACCUCAGAAUGUUUCUAAAGAUCACGAAGAAGAGGUCCCUCCACCAAAAUCAAUCCCUAAAGAUGAAGUUGAAAUUCAAAAAGAAUCUAUUAAAGAAGAAUUUUAUGACGAUGCAAAACAAAGCAAAGAAACUAAACAUGAAAAUGGAGCAUCAUCAUCUUCAUCAUUUGCUGCUGUUCACUCACCACCAGUAUCUUCAGAUUAUGAAAAAAUUGAAUCAAAAUCUACAACAACUGAAGAACCUAUUCAAAUUGAAUUUCAAAAAUCAAAAGAAGUUCCUAAUAAAGCAGAUAAAAUUCAAAAACCAACAUUAUUACAACAACCUUCAGAAUCAACAAUUGAAGAAAAUAGUAAUUCAGGUACAAUUACCCCCAAAACAAAUAACAAAUCAAGUAGUUCAAAUAAUGUACCUACAACUACACUUAAAAAGGAAACUUCACAACCAUCAAGACAACAACAACCUAAAAUUCCAGGUCAAUUUCCAUUAGAUUCAAACAUUACUUCGAAAUCAGCUUCAUCGAAUAAGAAAAAUGAAGGUGGAAUUUUUUCAAAAUUCAAGAGUUUAUUUAAAUAA